Prorocentrum cordatum is the source of this 2019-nucleotide messenger RNA. The record is from the annotation of a GenBank genome assembly. Lineage: Eukaryota; Dinophyceae; Prorocentrales; Prorocentraceae.
AGCCCGUUUGGCCCAGGCCGCGCGCGGGCCCUUUUCCUACCCAGACCUCAUGAAGCCGCGCUGGUCCCAGCGCCGGCGCCCAGGCAGUCAAAGCCCAUGGCGCAAGAUAUGCUGGAGCAGGCCAGGGCGAUCUUCGAGGAGUGCACGCAGCUCCUUGAGGAACAGGCCUCGGCUGGCAUGGACGGGGAUACCGUGAGGUCGCUGUGUGUGUCGAAGAUGGACAGCGCACUGUACGCAGCACAGGUCGCCAUGAGUCGAAGUGGUCCUGAGGGUAGGGGUUCCUGAGUUUUCCCGCCGUUUCCGGCUUCCCUUCCCCGGCCCUGGGACUGUCAAAAAGCGUCUCAGGAGGAAGAGCUGGUCUGGGCGGAGGCCCCGGAGUCCAGGACCCGUUUCUCUUAGGACCUGAUGCCUUCAGCCAAGCAGGAAGCGCUCGUGGAGUUCAGAAGAGCUGGCAACGCGGAGGGCCGGGUCUCUGCCCUGGAGAUCGUCGUGCAGUGCAACCUGGGGCUGAGCGACUCGUUCGCGGCUCUGAUGGCGGCCAGCGACGAGCUGGCGAUGCUCAAAAAGACGGGCGACAGGAUGGCCACCUCCAGGGUGAUGGACGUGCUUCAGAACGUGCACUCCGCUCGCGGCGAUCCUCACGGAGCCCUCGAAGUUGUGGAGGAGUGGUUGGCGCUUCAGAAGGAAUCCGAGGACCUCCCUGGCGAGGCCAAGGCACUGCGCGUGAAGGCGUCCCUGAAGCUCGACGCGGGCAGGAACAACGAGGCGCUGGCGCUUGCGGGCGAGUCGCUGAGAAUCUGCCAGGAGCACGGACUCAGGGAGGGCGAGGUGGCCGCGCGGCGUACGCUCAGCCGCGUCUGCACAAAGAGAGGCGUGGUGGACAAGGCGCCCAACAGGCAGGAGGCGCUGGAGGCGCUGCAGGAGCUGGCGGCGGCCGUGGAGGCCACGGACCAGCAGGGAUGGAACGCCGCCUUGAAGGUGCUUAACGAGACCUGCGCGUAUUCGCAAAAGGACGUGGAUGAAAUAAUGGCGAGGGCUUUGGAGAAGGACCCCGAGGGUGCCCAGAAUUUUCUGGACAAGCAGGGGAUCGCCACCGGCCGAAAAGAGAAGGCGCCAACCACAUCUUCGGACGCGAAGUUCCACGUUACCGAGGUAAACAGGAACGACGUUUACAUCAACUACCGUAUGGGCGGUCUGCAGUACGGGCCCCGGUUCCGGUGCCUCCAGGGUUACCGCUUCGAGUCAUCGAAGGCGAGGGGUACGUUUGCAGUGCUGCAGGUCUCUGAGGAUCGAGGCUGCCGACUGGGAGUCCGAGCUCGCCUGGAAUCCUGGAGUCCUGGACGGGCUUCUCCAGUCGACGGCAUGCCUCAACCACUGAGCGGAGGCCCAGCUUCGAUCGUUUCACUUUGGCUAUCUGGCCCCCAUCGCACGGUGGCGGAAAGCUAGCCAGAGGUUAACCGAGAAACUUCCAGAUGCCUCCCGUGUCCGACCAGCCCCAGGGCCCCAAGGAUGAGGGCAAGGAUUAGGAACUCAUUCAUGCGCGGCCACGCACCCCCAGCGAGUGGGAGUCGGCGGGUAAGAGCGGCCUUGUGUCUCCAUUAUUUGCAAGACGCCGGAAGUGAAAACAGCUUCACCACGUGCACGACCGCUUGCUCAUGUGCACUGCAUGUGUUGUUGUUGGGAAGCGUGGGGGGGUGGGACGUCAUGUCACACCUGAUUCUUACGGCCGCCCGCUCAAUUGUGCUCUGGCCGUCCUUUCGAAGCGUAUUCGCGAAGGUACUGGACCUGUGCAUUUCAGUGCCGCGAUGGCUGCGUCUACGCACCUGGUUUGGACUGCUCCCCGCUGCGGUGGUCAGGAGAGAACUCCCAGUAGAAGUUGCAUCAUUCCGGCUGUACCACGUUGUUACGAUGCUGGCUGAGGAGCCGCUCAUGAGCUGGACCAUGUCGUUACAGUGUCAGAGCGGGGGGUAGCAGCAGCACGAGGAGGCGGAGGCAGGCUUGCGGAAGCCCAAACAGGGC